GGCAAUGAUCACUCGAGUAAACGACCGUUUCUCGCCAUGGAGUACUUGCGGCGGGGCUCGCUCUAUCACGUGCUCCACGACAGAGACAAUGUCUUCACCCAUCACGAUCGCUUGAGGUUCGCCCUGGACACGGCCAGGGGCAUGGCGUACCUGCACGGCUCCAACCCGCCGCGUCUUCACAGAGACCUGAAGUCUCCCAACCUUCUUGUCAGCGAUAAGUGGGUGGUGAAAAUCGGAGACCUGGGUACGUCACGGUUCAUGGCCAUUCUAGACGAGGAGAACUCAGCGGCAGGAAUAGCCACGACGGACCCAAAAUCCUUCCAGACGGAAAUCUCGGCCAUCCAGCCCAAUAUAUCCAAUACUGCUGACAUCAACCUACCGACUGCUGGAGCACCCCUCAGAAGACGUGAUUCCCAGUGUUCAUUAACUUUAUCAGAAAGUCUGGAGACCAGCCUGUCAACACCUCUGCUCACGGAUGUCUCAACAAGGCAUGGUGAGACGUACCAGCAUUACUCAGCAUCGGUGAUGACUCGUGGAGUUGGCACACUGCGCUGGAAAUCACCGGAGACGGUUCGUGGCGAACACUACAACGAGAAGGCGGACGUCUACAGCUAUGGUGUUGUCGUAUGGGAGAUCUUCACCAGAAAAACUCCCUAUGGACAUUUGAAGCGCAGUGGUGACGUGGAGAAGGCCAUCGAGAAUGGCCACCAGCUGGUUCUUGUUCCUGGAAUGCCGUACGACUACCGACAUCUGGUUGAGGCCUGCUUGCGACCAGAGGCGGCGGCCCGUCCGUGCUUCAAGGAAAUAGUGCAUGAUCUGGAGGUCCAACAAGAGAAUGUUUGAUGCACGUGUUCUGUUCGCGUGUGGCCCCUGACCUGUUGGCCGCUGUUGCAAUUGAUUAUUUCAAUAGCACCUACAUGUACAUGAUUGUACAUGUACAUGUACAUGUGUGAAGUUUGUUUGAAAUUUGAGAACAGUAUAAGCCUGUUAUGUAUGAUGGUGCUGCUGCGAUUGCCAAAUUUUACUUCUGUUUCUUGCUGCCUUACCGGCAGCAUGGCGGUCGGAGUUUGAACCGAUGUCUGCUUGGUUAGGUACCACACUUUAGCAUACAUGUAAUUACCGAGCACGGCUAGCCUAUAACAAAUGUUGAGACUGGUUCCAGUUCUGAUGGAAGCAGGUAUUGUGUCUUCACAUGUUCCUCCCUUUUCAAACCCAUCCUGACUGAAUAAUUCCACCUCCGUUUUGUAAUCCUUCCAAAUUUAGUGCGGCGUCAGUUCAUUUAAUACUAGUACAUGCACAUUUUCAGAUGAAGCCUUCUUUUCAUUCUACAGGGAAUUAAAAUGUAUACUUGAAGCAUGCUGGAAUCCCUUCCAAUAUACAUAUACAUGUACAUCCAGCCAUACAUGUAUGGAUCUUCCGAUUCCGUUCUUUUCAUCUAGGUGACAAAGUCCACACUAACUAUCAUGCGUUUUCAAGGUCUUCUGUUUUCUCACUUUGGCUUAUGUCCACUGCUCUAUUCGACUCAUGUUCAUACUUUCCC
Sycon ciliatum is the source of this 1540-nucleotide messenger RNA. Its product is annotated as probable serine/threonine-protein kinase DDB_G0278509. The transcript has 2 exons. Gene Ontology annotation, cellular component: cytoplasm. NCBI's taxonomy places the organism in Eukaryota, Metazoa, Porifera, Calcarea, Leucosolenida, Sycettidae. Gene Ontology annotation, biological process: protein phosphorylation; signal transduction. Gene Ontology annotation, molecular function: protein kinase activity; ATP binding. The coding region runs from base 37 to 843 and encodes 268 amino acids. The record is from RefSeq and is a predicted model, not a curated record.